AUGCAAAACCCAUCAAAUCCACCACCAGCCGGAUCAGCAGCUGAUCACUACAGCCAAAUGCCAGUUAAAGUAAUUCCAUCACCAAAUGGCCAACCAACUCCAGGUGCCUAUCCACCACAACAAGGUGCUCCAGGUCAACCAUUACCACCAUAUCCAGGUCAACAACCACCACAACAAGGUGCUCCAGGCCAAUACCCACCACAACAACCACAACAAGGUGCUCCAGGUCAAUACCCACCACAACAACCAGGUCAAGCUGGUCAGUAUCCACCACAACAACCGGGCGCCUACCCACCACAACAACCAGGUCAAGCUGGUCAAUAUCCACCACAACAACCACAACAAGGCCAAUACCCACCACAACAACCAGGUGCUCCAGGUGCCUAUCCACCACAACAACCAGGUCAAGCUGGUCAAUAUCCACCACAACAACCACAACAAGGUCAAUACCCACCACAACAACCAGGAGCCUACCCACCACAACAACCACAACAAGGCCAAUACCCACCACAACAACCAGGUGCUCCAGGAGCCUAUCCACCACAACAACCAGGUGCUCCAGGUGCAUAUCCACCACAACAACCAGGUGCUCCAGGUGCCUACCCACCACAAACAGGUGCUGUUCAACCAUAUCCAGGUCAAGGUUACCCACAACAAGCAGGUGCAUAUCCACCACAACAAGCAGGUGCAGUUCAACCAUAUCCAGGUCAAGGUUACCCACCACAAGCAGGUGCUUAUCCACCACAACAACCAUAUGGUUACUCAACUACUUCAACUACAGCCUAUCAACAAUAUCAACAAUAUCCAAUGGGCGCAUACCCACCACAACAAUAUUCAGCCUAUCAAACAACCACUGUUGGUUAUGGUGCCCAAUCAAUUGCUGCAUCACCAUACGUUAGAGGUUCAUACACCUAUGGUUCAGCAUAUUCAAGAACUGCUACUUUUGUAGUUCCAGUUGGUUUACCAGCACAUCUUGUCACAAAAAUGAUGCAAGCUAGCGCUGCUUUUAGAAUUCAUGAUUACAAUUGCAGUGGUACUUUAUCUAAAAAAGAAUUCAAAAAAUGUCUCAAACAUUUAGGUGUUUAUUUCUCAAAGGGUCAAAAUAAAAUGUUAUUCUAUCAAAUUGAUAGGGAUUAUUCAGGUUCAAUUUCCGAACGUGAGUUCUGUGAAUGGUAA
This is a messenger RNA of Dictyostelium purpureum, 1176 nucleotides long. RefSeq lists its product as uncharacterized. Gene Ontology annotation, molecular function: calcium ion binding. The transcript is spliced from 3 exons. The coding region runs from base 1 to 1176 and encodes 391 amino acids. Lineage: Eukaryota; Evosea; Eumycetozoa; Dictyosteliales; Dictyosteliaceae. The record is from RefSeq and is a predicted model, not a curated record.